This is a messenger RNA of Austrofundulus limnaeus, 947 nucleotides long. RefSeq names its product cytochrome b561 family, member A3a (gene cyb561a3a). The record is from RefSeq and is a predicted model, not a curated record. Gene Ontology annotation, molecular function: oxidoreductase activity. Lineage: Eukaryota; Metazoa; Chordata; Actinopteri; Cyprinodontiformes; Rivulidae. Gene Ontology annotation, cellular component: lysosomal membrane.
CUCACAGAACUGUCCAGGAUGAGUUCCAUGCUGACCUUCUACCUGUUCUACCUGCUGAGCCUGAUCCUGGGCCUGGCCUGUGUGGGGUGUGUGUGCGUGUGGAACAGCCGGUGGCGUGGCGGCUUCGACUGGGACGGCUCGGCCCUGGAGUUCAACUGGCAUCCGGUCCUGAUGGUGACGGGGCUGGUGGUGCUGUAUGGCUACGGAGCCGUGCUGUACCGGAUCCCUCUGACCUGGGGUCAGAAUAAGCUGCCCUGGAAGCUCCUCCAUGCAGCUCUGAUGCUCUUAUCCCUCAUCUUGGCAAUCGUGGGACUGUGUGCCGUCUUUGACUUCCACAACACCCACAAGACUUCCAACAUGUACUCGUUACACAGCUGGAUUGGUAUCACAGCCGUGGCUCUGUUUGCCAUGCAGUGGGUGCUGGGUUUGGCAGGCUUCCUGCUGCCCUGCUCCCCUCUAACACUGCGUAAGCUGCUGAAACCUGUCCAYGUAUGGCUGGGCUGCAGCAUUCUGCUGCUCACCGUUGCUGCCUGCAUCUCUGGCAUCAAUGAGAAACUCUUCUUUGUCCUGAAAGCAAACAGCAGUGGAGCUCAGCCUUACAACAACCUCCCUCCUGAGGCUGUGCUAGCAAACACGUUAGGAGCUUUGAUUGUAGCCUUUGGGUUGGUUGUCCUCAACAUUCUGUUGAACAGUAAUUGGCAGAGACCGGACUCCAGGCCUGAGAACAUGACUUACACGCCGUUACUUCAAGAAGAAAAUGAGUGAACAGACAAAAACGUCCACCUGUUUGCUGUGAAAUCUCCUCAGAUUACAAGAAGCCACAAGAAUUUUGCCGUUAAACAUUGAAGUAGCUGUCCGACAUGUAUGAGAUGGUUGUAAAUAUUUAUUUUAAGUCAGAUGUAAGGUCGCUUUCUUUCACCCAGUGAAUAAAAUAAUGUUUCAUCAAA